AUGUACCCCUCCCUUGAGGUUGAACAACAUAGUGGUAAGGAUGACGAUUCCUCCAGUUCUGAGAAGGACUUGGCUGCUGAAGGGUUGUGCUCUCUAGGGAAAAUCGUGUCGGAAAAAGGAAAAUUUGUGGCAUCUAAAAUUGCCAAUGCUUCCCACUCUAAGAAGCAUGAUGUGAUUAAUCUAGAGGAUGGUAGCUCUGAUAAUCAAGAGGAAAGCUUAUUUCAUCACCUUAAGCCAUGUGUGGUGAAACGCAUGAAGACUCACAUAGGAAGAUCUGUGGCUGAACUUAUGUCAGCUAGAAAAUCUAAGAAGAUUGCUGGUAUUGGUCCCUCCAAAUCUCGGAGCAAGGUUGAAGUGAAGAAGAGGAAGGUAGGAGAUGAUUCUGAGUCUGAAGAGGAUGUUGAGGAAGAUGUCCCUAACAUCUCGCCUGUGAAGAAAACCACUGUUAGGAAGUCUCCUGGAAGAAAAAUUGAGGGUGCAUGUGAAUUAGAAGUUACAGACAUUGAGGUAUGUAGAGAGAUUAUAGCUAGGCAGGUGAAAGGUUGGCCUGUUAAAAGGCACCUUCCUGCUGGGAAGUUGACUGUCAAGUAUGGAAUCUUGCAUAAAAUAGGAGCUGCCAACUGGGUCCCUACUAACCAUAUCUCCACCAUUGCUAAUACCCUUGGAAGGUUUAUUUUUGCCAUUGGAACCAAAGUGAAUUUUGACUAUGGUAGAUUUAUGUUUGAACAAAUCAUCAAGCAUGUAUCUACUAAUGUAGUUAAGCUGCCUAUUACCUUUCCCUCUAUGAUAUGUCGUAUUAUCUUGAAUCAGUACCCUGGUAUUCUGUGCUCUACUGAUAUACCUAGUAGAAGAAAACCUGCUAUGUCUGUGCACUAUAAACUAUUUGAAGGCAGUCACGUCGAGGAUAUUGUCAUGACAUCUACCAUGAAAAAGCCAGCCUCAAAAGUUGGAACAAUUGUUGAGCUUAAGGAGACUUGCAAAGAGCUGGGUGAAGGGAUAAGGGUAGCAACAGCUAGAAAACAAUCGUUGGAAGCCUUGAUUGCAAGCUUGGAGCAGGCUGAAAGUGAAAAUAUUGAAAAUGCUAAUGUCAGUCAUGAAGAAGAAGCUGGAGCCCACACCUCUAGUGAGAGGUCUGCUAACCAUGAUGAUACAAGUGGCAAUUCUGAUUCUGGUGCUGAUGAUGCUGGAAGCUCAAGCUCUACUGAGUAG
Messenger RNA from Lathyrus oleraceus (garden pea), 1209 nucleotides. RefSeq lists its product as uncharacterized. Bases 1 to 1209 code for a protein of 402 amino acids. NCBI's taxonomy places the organism in Eukaryota, Viridiplantae, Streptophyta, Magnoliopsida, Fabales, Fabaceae. The transcript is spliced from 2 exons. The record is from RefSeq and is a predicted model, not a curated record.